This is a messenger RNA of Porites lobata, 25872 nucleotides long. NCBI's taxonomy places the organism in Eukaryota, Metazoa, Cnidaria, Anthozoa, Scleractinia, Poritidae. The record is from the annotation of a GenBank genome assembly.
AUGGCACAUUGGGUUGCAGCAUGUCUUUUCUUUUUGGUUGCUCUGCAGUGGCUGUCAGUAGCUUUAGCGUCGCACUUUCGUUAUGGAACCAUGUCUUGGGCUCCGGUCGACUCUUACAGCAACACGGUAAAGUAUUGGACUCCCUUAUGUAGCGUGGCGCGGUUUGCAGUAUAUCUAGUUUUAUCGACAUGAAUAAAACUUAAGUCGUACCUAAGCAACUACGUGGCCUUCAGUAAGCUGCCAAGCUUUUAACUAGGCUAUUUUUGCCGCUGAGCAGAGCAUUUUACGGACGAUUUUUAGUCACUAGGUCCUUGAUUUGAAAGAGAAUUCAGUAGUGAAUAUUUACUAUGUAGUAUAUUCUUGUCAUCAUCAUCUUUUGUAGGCUUUAGUUCAUUUUGCAUCAAAAUCAAAAGGGUAGUUUUUCACCGAGAAUAACUGGACCUAGAAACUGGUGUGUUCGUUUCAUAGCCUGAAUGUCUAGUCAUAAAAUUGUGGUAGGACUACUAAGUGAUUUGUUAUUUCCACUUUGCCCUAGAUAGAUUUGAAUAUCGAUUACAUGAAAUUCUCGUUGAUGUAAUUGUCUGAAUCACUACUUAAUUAACAACUCGACCGAGAGCGUAAUAUUUGAAUAGCGUGCAUGAUGGUAUUCGCGGUAUUGUAACGAUACGAUGACUAAGCCUGCAUGCCUUGACCUUCCGCGGUGUGUACGGUUGAGCGAUGCGGUCCUGCCCGAUCCCGGAUGCAGCUCUAAUGUAGAAAGUCUAAGAUAAAUAAAAAUAAGUAGUUAAUCAAAUAAAUUAAAAAGGAAAAAGGAAAAAAUCCGACCAAAAAAAAUGUACUAGAUAAAGUCAGAGGGCCGUGCAAUUCUCGGGUUUAAUUCUAUCUUAUUUAGUUCUAGAAAGCAUGGAGGCAGGUGCCCUUUCUUGUCUUCGCUGUGAGUGUGGUCACUAAGCCUAGCAAAAAAUAAAAACAUAGCCACAGUAGCAUUUUGUGUAUUCUCAAUAUUUUGAUUUGUCAGACACCAUAUGCAUGGCAGAAAAAAAUGUAAACCUUGCUGGACCCUACUAUGCAUUUCAUUUUAAACAUUUAAUAAGAAUCUAAUUGGAAACAUCGAAAAAAUAAUGAAACAUUUUGUUAGUUCGAACCAUUGUGCACAGUGCUAUAACAGCCGUCUCCUCAGGCGCUUCGUUUUUCGCAUGGUUUCGCAUAGAGGCGAGCGCAAAACGCUAGUGACUGGUGACGAAGCCUAAGGGACCUUCCCGCCUUCCUUUGGGCGCAAAAUUUCAUCGAGAGAGAGAGCCUACGUCUAGGUACGCGGCAGGUGCUAUAAACUGAAAUCAGUGCUAUACUACCCCUAGUUACGCCCCUGCUUUCAAAGAUUCUGUCUAAUGUUCUAAGUCCACAUCAGGCUGAGUCGCAAACUGAAAGCGCCAGUACAAAGUUAAGUCACGGAUGCCUUUGUUGUAUUUCAAGAAAAAUAAAAACUAAUGGUAUUUUUAUUCUUAGACUAUGAUAAAUGAUCAUGAGGUUUCUUUAGGAAUUUACAGUUUACAGUUACUUCUAAGAAAUUCAAGAAAGUUUUCUCGUGAAAUGUCACUUAGUCUCUAGAUCGAUCUGUUUCGGUGACGUUUUUUCUUUCCUUCUGUCUUUUUUUUUUUUUUUCUGAAAGCCCACUUAAUACGGACACUAUGGCGUGUUCCCUUUGUGUCCGGAUAAUUUAAAUUACACUUCACUGUUUUGUCUUUAGAUUCGUUUCACAUUUGGCCUGGCUUUUCGAAGAUCUUCCGUGUACUGUGAUUCAAAUACCAUCAGCACAGGUAGUCUUCUUGUUCCCGGAGAUUCAUGGACAGCGAAGUGUGUUAACUAUACUGGCAACAGUUCACAAUGCAAUUCAGUUAACAUAGGAAGCACUGGUUUUCGCUGCACUGACUAUAGUACCAGCGAGGAUUGGUCACUGGGUGAAAACAACUUUACGCACACCUUCUCAUCGAUCCACGACGAAUGGAUUGUAAGGCAAGUUCGCACUUAAAAUCUUAUAUAAGAUAAAAAUUACGACAAAAUAUUAUUAAACAAAGGCAUUAAUGUUAAAAGACUUAUAACAAAAUAUCACGAUGCGAUUAAUUAUUUAUUUUUUGUUAACAGCUACAGAAGUUGCUGUUGGAUAUCUUUAUCCCGGUAUGGUGGCAGUUGGCUCGUAUCAACGACCGUAAACCUUACCAGACGGUUAGAUAAUGGGAGAAUUAACUCGUCUCCUGUAUCAAGAAGCCCCGCUAUUAUACGCUGGUCUGAAGGCUGUCCCAGUCAGUCUCUACGGAUCCCAAUAGAAGACGCCGACGAAGAUGUGGUAAAAUGUCGCUAUGCAAAGUACUCCGAGUCCUACUUUCAGAGCGAUAGUUUCCCUUAUGGCACACUUGAUGAGGUAAUUGAUCAUUUCUGUGUUUGGUUUCUCUUUUGAUGGAACGUGAAAAUUCUAGAGCAUAAGAUGACUCAUAAAGCCUUUUAAGCGUUAGCCCUAGUAAAGGGAUUGAUCAGGAAUAAAAAUACGAAGGGGCAAAGUAGGGGUUGUAUUGAAAAUAUAAUUAAUGAAGCCAAAAUAGUCCAAUUUCGAAUGCUAUAGUGACCGUUGAAACGAAUAUAUAAAAAAAUUGAAGACGCGUGUUAACAGCGUCAGCCUCCACUGGAUGUUCUCGAAAGACCUCUUUUCAGCUCUAAACUAUUGUUUAUUUUCAAAUUUAAGGCGCGUUACAGCUAACAUGCAUUACUGCAUUCAUUUAAGUCGAGACUAACCCUCUUCAGAUAAGCUUGGUGUUUCAUGUAAGGGUCAACUCUCUCACAGGUCUCACAGCGUUAAGUGAUCACCUCCUGAAAGCGAUCACUUUGUAACUAACUUUUUGUUUCUCAUUCAAAUACUGGUAAGCGACCACCUAACAUGAUCGAUCACGUAUGAUUGUAUGAAAACAGUUCCUCGAAUAACGCAAAACUACAGUUCAGUUGUUCAGUUGACUAAGAGGGCUGACAGGUAUAAUAAGGGUCGAUGAAAAAAAAAAAUGGCUCUUUUUGUAAUACGAUCUGUGGAUAAAAACGUUGAUUGUUCCAUUGAUGCAAAAUGUUAUGAACAAAGUUUCAACAGUUCCAAGCGCUAUUCGAUGUGAAACUUUAUUGCCAGAUGUCAAUUUGACUAAUUACAGCUUGUAAGGUAAGAAUUAUGUGACAACCUCCCGUAAGCGACCACUUUGUCAUGCACCAUGGGUGGUCGCUUACUACUAACAACUGCGCCCGCUCUGUAUAUUGUCCGUCAAUAGUAUUCUUGCUCGUUGUGUAGCUCUUUGAAAUAUUGCUGGUUUCCUUUGUCACUCCAUUCAAAAUAGAUCAAAAUAAAAAUAAAAACCGUUCAAUAGAUAAUGUCCAGAAUCUGGGAAAUGAAAGGAGGUACAUAUACAAAGACCCUCGUUAAGGUUCAGGUCAGAGGAAUAUUUCGUAUAGGAGAUAUCCGGAGAAAUGUUUUACCCAAUGUAUAAAGACGCCAUGCUGGUGCUCACCUGUAUGAGCUCCAACAUGGGGGACGGAAACCAACAGAAACAUUUGUUACCGAGUUUUGCUACAAAAGCGUGAAUUUAUUCUUCGAGAAACUCAUAAACCUUAAAGUGAUACUUUUUCUAAUACAUGAACUGUUUAGAUAGCAAACUUUCCUGAAAUAAGUCAUUUUUUUAACCUACAUGACAGCUCUCUUGACCGUCCAGUAAAUACUGCGUCACGCAAAAGCUUAGAAAUUCAAGCGUACUCUUAUCACAAAACCUAGAACCCUUUUGAAGCGAAAAUUUGUAUGAAAACUAGUAUUCAGCUGCUCUAAUGCAUCGUAAAAGUAAAAUCUCGGUAGGAUUGAUAGCUUUUUAGUUUGAAUUUUAGUGACGUCAUGUGAUACCAACAAUACCGAUUCAUAAUGAUUUUCACACAUAUUCCAUACAAUAGGUGAGAUAAAUACAGGAAACGCAAGGUUCCAUGCACAGUUUCAGUUCGAUUUACACAGCUUUGAUCAAAACAUUCUCAGUUUCGAGAAUAGUUUAUUCUAAACCAUAAGAAAAGAUUUAAUUUAAUUAGAAGUUGAAUUUUUUGCUAUUUCUCUUUCACUUUUUACAUUCAGUUCAUUUUAUUUGCCGGAAAGUAAGCCUUAGAAAUUAAAAGGACGUUUGAUCAAUUCACCCUUUCGCAUUCUAGUCGUGAGCACGGAAUAUUAGUCAGAAUUUGAUUAUCGGCGAAUUUCUGUAAUCAUCCAUCGUUCUGCUAGUGAUAAGCUAGGCGUUGUUCACUCUUCUUGCUUGUUUGGGGCUGAGUCUUCUUCCCGUCAAAGAGAGAGAAAGAGUGUCUGGCAAGGUUUCCAAUCAAAGAUUUGUGAACUCGUGUCUGGCAAACUCUCCAAUAGCCUGUUCCAGGUGUUUAGAUACUAGAGCGCGGCGGUCAUUGGAGAGCGAGUUAAAUUGCACUAUCUGAACGCCUGGAACAGGUUAACUCUCCAAGUGUUUAUAUAUACACAGUUAUUAACGCACCUUAUAACUUCACCUGGGCUUAACGAGUGUCUUUUGGCCCAUAACUAUCAAAACAACUGCUCCACAGAAUGUCACUGAUAACACGCAACGCAAAAGAGUAUCGAAGUAUGACUGCACAAUAAAUGUCACAAAAUCUACCUAAGCGGUCCCUUCGGGAUUUCCUGUCUUUACGUCAUCCUAACCAUUUCGUACUUGCGGGCGCCAACAAUAGAAACGUCAUCAUUACCUACCGAUUCCUUGCGGCCCCUGUUCAAGCAAAUCGAGAUUUUUUCUGGCAUACUGACUGUAUAUUUCAACUGUAAGUACUUUCCUUAAUAUACGCGUGAGUUACUAGAGUACCUCCUCGGGAUUUCGCCUUCUGCGCGAAAUCCCUGCGUGAGCAAUAAUAAACUGAUUCGAUUAGCACUUGUUCGAUUUAAUACUGAACGGGAUAAUGAAAACUAAACUUAAUUUUGAUCUGAAAUUAAAAAGUUUAAUUGCAAUAUGCUAGAGGGAUUAGUGUUAAAUCUCCUUUUACUGUAACUGUCUUUAAACAGAAGACAUGUCUGCUGACGUUUAAUGGCAACAAUGGAACGACUGGUAUUUACGCUGUAGCACUGAUGCUAGAGGACUUUCCAGCUGGAACUACAAAUUUCGUCGGCGUUACUCCAUUUAGUGCUGUGGGACUGCAGUUUCUUGUUAUAAUAAGCAGCCAUUCUGGUUCUUGUAACAAUGUUCCAGUAUUUACUCCUUCAUCACCUAACGAUGGAGAAUGUACCGAAGUACAGAUUGGUUCAUUGUACAGAGCUGUGAUCGAGGUCACACUUGCAGACGUUUCGAAACAGUGAGUUUUUCCAGCGGGAGUCCACACAUUCUGUUUUUGUAACCGAUUGAAAUUUUACAGUAAACUAGUGCACUGAAUUUAGCGUUUGCUUCAUUUGUAGCGGUAUAUCGCUAAAUAUUGUGCCUGGAUAAAUGCUACAUAAACGUUGUAUGACCUUACCUACGGUAACUGGGAGUACUCCUUUUGGUUCAGAAAUGGUAUUUGGAGCGAUUCCUGAAUGAUUUUGAGUGUACUCUAAAUAGAGUCCUUCCAUUUGACAACUGGCAAUAGAGCAGCCAGUAACGUGAAUAAAAAACAGAAAAAAUUUACAUUUUUCUCCGUUAAACGCCAUUGCAGAAAACUAGCAUGUUCGUUGACUGAGGGAACUGCAAAUAUUUUUAAAAUAGUAAGAAUUUACUAAUAAUAGAAAUUAACACUAAAUAAAAAGCGCAGCUGUAAUCGGUCAUUAAUUAUCGCUUUACUGGUUACUGGAAAAAUCAUUCACCCAUAUAUAUAUAUUUCAGCAUUGUAGAGAUCGUGGCUUCUUCUCCGCCUGGAAUGGUAAUCACUUCUCCACGUCAAAGGGGUCAAGGUGUUUAUUACAGUAAUGUCACAUGGUACCCCAGCCAAUAUCAAGUUGGAAAACAGUCGUUCUGUUUUAAAGCAGUUGACUCGUCAGGGUGAGAUGAGUUCUUUAACUCUGAAUAUAGUCAAAGUUCAUUUAUAAUAACGAAAACUCUAGUUAGCGAACCGGCUCAACUUCGGACUUAUUGACAAUUUAACCCCGUUUUACUGGCAACCUUUACCCGCCGACAAAUGAAGAAAAUAUAAUACAAAAACAACUCCGAAAAACAUCUUGCUAACUUAAAAUAUAAGUAUAGGCAAGAAUUAACACAAAAGAAAUAAACGUAAUAUUUCGGUUCUUAUUUCAAGACCAUUGUCAAACGUGAGAUACUGAACAUGGAAAAGCGUUGAACUUAUAAAAGAGGGCUAGCCAGAAAGGUGUGACUGAAUGUUAACAAACUAAUGAUUGUUACAAGAAUGUGGAGGAAAGUAUAACAAAAAUGCUGAAAUUCAAAUUAAACCUAAAGCUAAAACAAUGCAAGUUCAACUCUCUGUUUACAAAACCUUUUUCUGUACGGAAAGAGGCUAACUACUUGUACUAUUUGCGGAUACCUUUCUCAGUAGUGCUUCCCAUUGAUGGCCGCUUUCAUACUUGAAGGAGCUUCAAAUUAACGUAUAAAAUUACUGCAAGGGCUGCGGAGUGCUUGAAUACCGUCAGUUUUUAAUAGGCCACUUCCGAGUUCCAAAAACUGUCACUUUCAAAAUGAGGCAAGGUGCACAACCUUUCUUGAAAUGAGAAUGAAACCUUUUCUUGCAUGAGAAUGAAAAAUGAUUUCCAUAUCAAAGGCUGAGCACCUACGCUCGUUUUGAAACAGAGGCCCCGAGGAACUCGGAAAUGGCCUAUUCGUACUCAUUCCUUGAUAAUCUCGUGGCGUGCUGUCACCGAAGCGUCCGGACAAAUUAUAUCAUUAGUUUUAACUUGUUUAGGUAUUUCAAACUGUCAUUAAUGUUUUCUAAAAUUGCCAUCUAGUUGUUUAUUCAUUGUUUAUCUUUGUUGUCGAAAGACGAACAGUUAGCCGUUAGAAAUAUGCAAUACUUGUGGCAAUACUUGUUAGGGAUAUACCCGCUUAUUAUUCAUUCAAAAUAUUUCCCCGAUUCUGAUUGGCUAAAAGCACACGUUUAAUUCACCAUAAGCAGUUACUGAUGACCAAAUUUGGAAGAAUUUUGUGUUUAGCGAGGAAAUGGCGUCAAAUGCUCCGGUAAGCGAGACCUGGGGACGAGGAUGAGUUGCUUUGAUUGUAAACUUCAAAAAUGGCGGACAUUUCACUCGUUUCAAGAGUAUUACUAGCCGAAAAAAUAGCUAACAACAUGGCAAGAACAGCAUAAAGACAACUCGAAGGGCGACGUCUUCUAUUUGGAGAAUAUUUGCGGAGCUGAACGACUCCAAACGUGCACCAUCGAGGAUGAACUUAACAUCGAUCAGUUUUAGCCAUGUUUUUAAACUAGGAAUUAUUUUGAAUGAAUAAUAAAACAAUUAUUGAAUUCGGCUUUCGUAUCAUAUGAAGAAUUAUGGAGAUCUCGGAGAGUGUUAUCCGCCUUGGCCUACGGCCUCGAUGGAUAACACUCUCCUCGAUCUCCAUAAUUCUUCAUAAGAUACUCAGCCUCAUUCAUUAAUUGUUAUUAUUAUUCAUUCAAAAUAUUUUCCCACUUCUGAUUGGCUAAAAGCACACGCAUAAUUCACCAUAACCAGUUACUGAUGACCAAAUUUGGAAGAUUUUGUGUUAAACGAGGAAAUGACGUCAAAAAUGCAGUCUUCUACAGGUUAAUGCACCGUUAAUGCAGAAGACCUGGGGACGAGGUUCAGAGUGUUUUCGUUGUAAAAACUAAAAUGGCGGACACUUCACUCGUUUCAAGAGUAAGAACCACAGCCGGAACUGGGCGAAAUAACGGCUAAAAACAUAGCAAAAACAGCAAGAAGACAACUCGGAGGGCGACAUUUGCAUGAUCUGGAGAAUAUUUGCGGAGCUGGACAAACCUAAACGUAAACUACCGAAGAUAAACUUAACAUCGAUGCACGUAAGCUGUUUUUAGCUAUGUUUUUAAACUAGGAAUUAUUUUGAAUGAAUAAUAAAACAAUUAUUAAAUUCGGCUUUCGUAUCAUAUGAAGAAUUAUGGGGAUUUCGGAGGGCGUUAUCCGCCUAGGCCUACGGCCUCGACGGAUUACACCCUCCUCGAUCUCCAUAAUUCUUCAUAAGAUACUCAGCCUCAUUCAUUAACUGUUAAAUUAUCUUUCUUAACUAGGUUGGGGAGUCAAUAUCGAUGCAUAACAAUUCUCGUCGGUAUUAGUAAGUAAACCAUGUUAAUCCUUGGGCUUAUUGGGAAACACUCAACUGCGAAGAGAAUUCCAUGAUCGGCCAUUUGUUUCAAAAUUAUGACGAUACACGUUUUUUGCGACGUAUACUUGCGAUAUUUCCUAUUCUACCGUAAAUCUUCUUUAAAGCCCCCCUCUCAAAUAAGCCCUCUUCUCUAAGAAGCUUAAUAUUUUAUUAUUUACUUAUUAUUUAUUUUUCUUAUUAUUUAUUUUGGCUUAAUAGAGAGGGGGGCUUAUUAACUUUCCUUCUCUGAAAAGAGGGGGGGGGAUCUUUUUAUAGGAGGAAAGUUCAUAAGCUCCCCCCUCUCUCUAUUAAGCCCCCCUUUUCAGAGGAGCCCCCCUCUCUAUUAAGCCCCCUUCCCCCUUCCCUCCACCCUUAUUCUUCUCAAACAAUUAAUUUGGGACUGAUUAGUUAUGGAUUAUUCAGGCUGGAAAUUCAUAUUGUUUUGGGUCUUCAACCGUAUGACACCCAACUUCAUGUGCUUAACUUUUUCAACUUCAAGCCGGCUAAUACUCUGUGGAGAAUUUUUACCAUUUUAUUGUUAGAAAAAGUAGUAUAACGCCCGGGAACCGCAACUCCACCCUCAAGAAACCUUGCUCGCGUCGGUAAAAAUUCUAUUCUACCGGUGUUAAGUUUCGCUAAAUUAAAUAAGCUCCCCCCCUUUCUUUUAAGCCCCCCCCUCAAAAGUGCUUGAAAAAAAAUAAGCCCCCCCCCCCCCGGGGGGGGCUUAAUAGAGAAUUUACGGGAUGCUUUUUUUCCAAAGGAUAUGACUAUCUUUACCUUCUCGAGCUCACGGUCCGGCUCCACACACAGCCUCUCAAAAGACAAUCCAUAGAUUCCAACAAAUCAGUUUUCAAGAGCCUUAAUCAACCACUACUAACGUGAGGACUAUGAAUGAAAACCGAACCUUGCACAAAAUUACUACGGCCAUUCUUGACUCAAUCACAGUUACUUUUCAGCUUUAUCACACAUGAAAUGGUUUAUAGGCAUUAUAGCUGCUGACGGUAUAAUUCGAUGUCUCCAUCUUAUACAGCGACUAGGACGUCCUUUUUUGUAACGCAUAAAUAUGCGUGUUUGUUUAAGCGUACGUUUGCUUGGAACAGACAUAUGAGAAGGGAAAAACCGUAGAAUAGGCAAAACCGCAAGUAUAAGUGGAAUAAAAAACCUCAAGUGUAUCGUGUCAUAAUUUUGAAAGGGGCCUGAAAUCAAGUCAAGUUAUAACUUUAAAACGAGUCAGGAAAUGGACAAUGAACAGCUUCUGAGCGCCCGAAGGUAAAGAUUAUUUAAACAGAUGAUCAGGAUGCUAUUUUGCCUCCUAGGUAGUACCCCCCGCGUUAUUUUGGGAAGUCGUACGCCUCAUACCCCUCUCAGUACAAGCGGACCAGGCAUUAUGUGGUGGAGCAUACAGUUUGAUAGGGUGGUAAGAUUAAUUCGAGUGAACAAAGCGUAAACUGGCUUCCACUCACCGUUUAGCCUGUUCCAGGCUCCGAGAUAGUCGGUGUCACAGCGUUUUGGGCAUCCCCGCGUUUUGGGCAUCCCCAUUCCCAUAUCCCUAGCGUUUUGGGCAUCCCCGGUGGGGGAUGCCCAAAACGCUGAUCACUUCGACUUUGCCUAAAUUAUUUCAGACUGGGGAAAAGUCGGGAUUGUUAAUCACGAAUUUACGGCUAAAUAGUGUAGAUGCAUGUUAGAAUUAUAUCGUCCGACACUUUUUGCCGGGUUAAUUGCGCAGAAAAAAACCCAUAGGCAAUAAACGUUGGCUCAAAACAUGACGAAACUGAAAUUUACAACCGCAUAACAUUGCUUCGAUGCACAACACUUCAUUGUUUGCAAAGCUUUCAAUUUUAUUUAAUAGAACUGUUUACAAGCGAGCAAUGCCGCAAUCGCCGGCAGCUGCGAUCGUCUGAUUCCAAACAGCCAAAAACAAGAAUACUAAACAAAGGAAUCAAAAGGCAAACAUGAAUAAAACUGCGUUUUGCGGUGUUGCAUUCAUAGUAUUCAUGACAUUUGAGGCCUGUACAACUUAACCCCGCAGCGCUACUUGAUACAGGAAAGGCUGUCACACAAUUACUGAGGCCUCAAAUCAUCAGUGGCACUCUUCGAAGACCCUCGCUUUAUCUUCCUCGGCGAUAACAAGACGUCGAAGCGCUGUGCCAUCCUUCUCCUUGGCCACGUAGAACAAGGACUCUAAUUUUGAGUCAUACUCAAACUUUUUGGCGAAUUUUCUAAGAAUUGUUUUGUCCUGCUUUGUAAAGCCUUCCGGAUAAACCUUAUUUUUAAGAUACCGGAACAGGUUUGUAUAUUUAGCGGAAUCCAUCUCUAAAAGGUUUUCGAUUUUCCCGCGAAAUCCCAAAUUGUUUUGGAAGGGAUGCCCAAAACGCUAGGGAUUUGGGCAUCCCGGGAGGGUACCGGGGGAUGCCCAAAACGCUGCAGUAAUAUGAGAAGGGGAUACCCAAAACGCUAGGGAUAUGGGAAUGGGGAUGCCCAAAACGCGGGGAUGCCCAAAACGCUGUGACAGGUCGGGUCCGCUGAAUUGAGAAAGCGCGAACACGAAAAUAAAACGGGAGGAAACUGGGGAGAGGCUUUUUCCUUUUUCCCGCCCCGCCAACUUUCGCGUGCCAUCUACUUUCACGUGUUCCCUACUAUCUGAGUGCCUGGAACAGGCUACUCACAGUUAAGCAUUCAGUUGUUCUUUUUCCUUAUUCUGCUGGGCCUAAUUUUACUGCAAUUUUUUAUCCCGUGCAUGUUAUUCUUUCUUCACUUUCUACGGAUAUAUGCCACGCCGACCUCUUUUUUGCAAUUAUGCGUAUAUCUUGCUCUUUUUUGUUUAUGGUUCAAAGUGUUUCUUUCCCAUAGAUCAAUGAAAAGUUUAAACCUAAUUGUCUUCAUUAUCUCUAUCAUUUUUUUUCCUUGCCUGUUUCGACAUCGUUCUUAUCUGUUUUUGUUUGUUUGUUUGUUUGUUUUUACGGUAAACCAUAGUUGUAGUUUUUACUGAUAUUUUAAUUUUUUUUUUUUCUGAAUAUGGUGCAGUUGUUUAUAACGCAAGAAUUGGGGCAAUAAAAGUGUUGAGCCAAUGGGCUUUUCACUGAAAGGAGUGGGUGCUCGUUAGCCUAUUUUUAGGGAUGAAACCAGAAUUAUCAUAUCAUUCAACUAUUCUUUUCUUAUACAGAUAAAAAAGCCCCGUUCUUCAUCCUUCAUCAGACUCGUCCUUCUACCCAGCGAGCACACAGUUCAUAAAGUGGACACUCUCUCUCAGUUUGUCAUAAUCAACAGUGAUCAAACCACCCUGCAGUUUGCAAUGCCUUAUGCUGCAUUAAGUAUGAACGGCUCAUACGCCAUUUUGAUGGAUCGUGGAGCAGUGGUUGGACAAGGUUGUUCUUAUGACGGACCACCCACACCAGGAAUAACUAACACAAGUGACUGGCAAUUCACUGCUGGCGUUUGUCCUGUCGGAUAUACCCUUGCUUUACCAGAUUUAACCAGUUGUGUUGGUAUGUCAAGCUUGUCAAUGCCUUUAUUUUUAAUAACUGCAGCGAUAUUCUGAACGCCGAUUGGCUAAUUUUUAUCAUCAUUAGAAAUAGAGACACAUGAAUUUUUGACUAAUAAUGCUUAGGUCAUUGCCAAAGUUCAAUGGUUUUAUUUUAGUUUACGGUGGCUGAACACAGUUGUGGCGGUUUGUAAGUAUAUGUCAUUUGCCAAAUCAUGGCAAGAGAAGGGUUGCAGCUCACAAGCUGAAACUUGCCAAGGGAAAAAUAUAGUGAUGAAAUACUUUGAUUGACAGGUAAAAUUUGACAUUUUCGAAGCUUCCAUGGCAACAUGAAUGAUUGAAUACAACCUUAAAAUUUCCCUUAAGCUUAGUUUAAAGAAAAUUCAGUAGUUAGAUUUUCCUAUUAACUUGCACAUAGCUUACUAUAAUUAAUCGUUACCAUUUGAAACUUACUUGACCAAAUUUUAACAGAGGGGUUUUUAGAUAAUCUAUAAUAUAAUAUGUACUGUAAUUAUUAAAUGUGUCACAAAAAUCGUCUGUUCAACUUCCAUUUUAAAGUUCUCAUCACCUAAAAUACGAUAAAAGUAAAAAUUCCUCCAAAUAUCACAAAAUUUUAAUGAGUAGAUUUUGAGAAGUCGUCUUGUGUGUACCAUUGCUUUUUCGCCGCCAUGUUUGUUUGUCUAAGUUCAAACACUCGCUGUCAUGCGAGUUACCGCUGACCGCCCGCAAAACUGUGUUCAGCCACCUUAAUACUUCUGGAUAUACUCGUCCUAACUGAGAAAUUAAUUAGCUAAAAUCGCGUCUGACCUAAACACAAAAUUCAGUUUCUUUCGAUUCAUGCCUAGGGGUCUCGUGGCAUGGAAUAAGGGUUGCAUUUUAAUGACGUAGAACACAAUAAUUUGUUAUUACCGAUGGCGCUGCCGUGGGCCUUUUCAUGAUUGAAAAUGUCACUCACCUGACAGUAUACGCCAGGUUUGGUCCUUCAACCUUCUCUUACACUCGUGUACUAAUACUUCCAUUUUUUCCAGAUAUGAACGAAUGUGGUUCCGCAGCUAUUAUGGAAGGUGAGACAAGCAGGUUGAUUGCUCUCUUUAAGUUCACUGUUGCGAUUGAUUCAGGUAUUAUAUAGAAGAGGUGGUAUGGAAGGACGAAGCAAAGAAAGUCAACCGAAAACCACGAGCAACGUGGUAGAGCGGUUAGAACGCUGGAAGUUUAGUUCAGAGGCCCCUGACCGCUAGCUGAUCUGUUCUCGGUAGUCCAGAGUUCAAAUCCUCGAGUGGUUUCACGCACGGUUUGCCUCCGGCCAAUUGGGAUUCUUAAUUAUUUGUUUCAGACAUUUGCUCGGCAACACUUGCAUUCGUGCUAAAGAUACUGCCCUGGAUAAUGAAGGAUAUUAUUAUCAUCAUCAUUAUCAUUAUUAUUAAUUAUUGUUAAUUCAAAUUAGUUUAGUUGCCAUGAACAGUUUUUUAAUUAAUUUUUUUUUCGAAUAUAUAUAUAUAUUUAAUGGAAUGAAUUUUUUUCAGUCGAAAUUAAGUGUCUUUUCUUCUUAAUCGAAAGGAAUUGUAAAUAGUGCUUUGUCUGAAUAGUUUUUUAAGUGAAAUUAAUUGUAAAUAGGAUUUUUUAGUUAGCUUUGUUAUCAAUAAAAGAUGUUAUUCUCUUAUUAUUAUUAUUAUUAUUAUUAUUAUCAUCGAUCAUUAUUAUUAUUAUUAUUAUUAGGAAUUGUAAAUAGUACUUUGACUGAGUAGUUUUUUUAAAGUGAAUCAAAAGAAAACAAAGAAUUUUAAAUUAUUUUUUUUAUUAUUGUUUAAUAGCCAAUAAGACAUGCGACUGAUUAAUAUGGGAAAAAUGAAAACUUUACGGAGCACAUUAACAUUCACGUCUGUCCGUGGCCAGCAUAUUUGACUGUUUUUAACAAAUAUCUCCCAAUAAUGGGCUUGUUUUGCAGUGAGUGUUUCAGGAAGGGCCUCAACUAGUGUGUCAGUCUCAUCAAGCUAUUCCGCAGGUAUCUCACCGUCAAUAAGUGCAAGUGUGUCGGGUAAGUGUACGUAUUUGUCAAUCGCCUUCCUUAGGUCGUUGCCCAUUGGCACAAAAAGAGUAAAAAAUGUGUCUUAGACGUUCAGUCACUUGUUUGAGUCAUUCGGGUGAGUCAGUUAUAAGUCAAUCAGUCAAUCAGUAUGACAGUCCGUCAGUCACUUAGUCAGUCAGUCAGGUAGUUAGUGGGUCAGUCAAUGAGUCAAUUAGUCACUGACUGUCAUUUAGCCAAUCAGUCAGUAAUUCAACCAGUCAGUCAGUCAGUCAGUCAGCCAGUAUUAGUCAUUCAGCCAAUCAAUUUAUCAGUCCGUUGAUUAGUAAAAAUCAGCUAGUCAGUCAAUCAGUUAAUCAGUCAGUUAAUAAGUUAAUGAGCCAGUAAGUCAUUCAGUAAAUCAGUCGGUUAGUCGGUCGGUCAGUCAACCAGUCACUUGAUUAGGCAAUCAGAUAUGGUGUUUAGAUCUUUCAAUUUUUUUUUUUUUGGAUACCGCUACAAAAAGUUCGUUUUAAGGUCUAUUAACAAAUGUUUUAAACUUAACUGUCAACAAAUGUUUCAGCAAGUACCUCAACAAGUGGAAGCGUCUUAGUCUCACCAAGCUAUUCUGCAAGUAUCUCACCCUCAAUCAGUGCAAGUGUGUCGGGUAAGUCUACAUAUUUGUCAAUCGCCUUUCGUGGGUCGUCACUAAAGGAAAUUUGGGUAGGGUUGUACCGCCUAACAAUUUUCAUUUUACGACGAAAACCGUUCAUUUUGCUACCCUGUUUUAUGGCAAGUGACUAUAAAUUAAAGAUCCAACAGUCUCAAAAGACAAAAAUUAAUAAGCGAAUAAAUAACUACUUUGAUAGAGGUACAGGGGCACCCAACGACAAUUUUCGGAAAAUAUCUGUUCGGAAGAUGAUUUGAGAUCUAGAAUUUUCGAACCAUUUGUUGUAAAAUUUCUUGCUUGCCUUCCUCUCCUAGGAUUUUCGAACAUCCAGAAUAUAGUAUAUUUGCCUAUUUUUAACGGAUUUUUACCCUAAAAAGGUCACCUAGAAUUUUCGGAAGCCUUUUUUCUGACUGACAUUUUCGAAAAGGUAAGUUUUGAUCCCUAUAAUUUUCGGAUCACUAGACUUUCAGCUAGGAAAUCCGAACAGAUGAAAAAUUUUUAGCGGAUAAAAAUAUGCCAAUAUCUACCGUUUAAAUACUAAAAUACGUUUAACAAUGCUAUGUUUAAGUGGUUUUGAACUAUAUUCUCGUUGGGUGCCCCUGGAGGUACAGUGUAUGUGGCUCGUCCCAUUCUCCUUACAGGGUCUCUUAAGAUCAAGGUGGAUUACUUGCGAACUGUGUUUCGAUUUGUUUCGUCUUCAGGGUAUUAUGCACCGUUUAGUUUAAAUGCGCUUUCGAAUCCUAUGGACUUCCUGUUUCAUGUGCCAGCGGACUGUCAUCAAAUCUGUAAAAAUACCCCAGGGAGCUAUAGCUGUUCAUGUUUCGGCGGGUAUCAACUGUCUUCUGAUGGAAAAUCCUGUCUGGGUGAGUCCCUCGGUAAAACACUAGUAAUACUAAUAGCUGUAUGUUGUCGGUCAAUAGUAUUCUUAGGUCCCAAGAAUAUGCAAUGCACACGUAUCCUGAUAUCUUUGAAUCCGCAACUUUUUCUUUGCAGAUUCGGCUUCCGUCCGCACGUAUCCGGUGAAUCCGGGAUACGAAUCCGAAACUUUUUGAAUCCGCUCUCCUGAGCGAAUGGAACUUUUUUAAGACGCUAUGAAUCCGGAAUCAUGUGGAAGCUAAUCCGGAUAAUUCUUUUAUCGGAUGACGUAACAAGAUUGAGCCCAGUUCUUAACCGUGAAUAUUCAAGCACAAAGUUAUCGCUUCUUUAUUUCUUGGACUUUUUUUUUGCCUUAUAACGUAAUAAUGAAGAUUUCACACAUAUUCCAUGCAUGAAACACAAGGUUCCAUGCGCUGUUUCAGUUCGAUUUAGAGCCCGUGUACACAGAGGUGGAGGACCCCAGGUAGGUGAGGUAACCCACUUAGGUGGGGUAACCCGCCUGUCCAUAUAAUCUCUCAUUUUAAUUUGAGUUACAUGAUAAGUGGGGUAACCCGCCGUGGGUUACCUCACCUACCCGGGAUCCCCCACCUCCAUAUAAACAGGCCCUUACAAAGCUUUGAUCAAAACAUUCUCAAUCUCGAGAAUCUUUUAUUCUAAACCGUGAGAAAAGAUUUGAUUAGAAGUUGGAAUUUCGCUAUAUAUUUCUCUUUCACUUUUUGCAUACAGUUCAUUUUUCGACAUAAUUUAUCAGCCAGAAAGUAAGCCUUGGGAAUAAAUUUCAUGCUCGCGCGUUCUAGUCAUUUUUUAAACUAUUAACAUUGUAUCAAGAUAAUACUUAAAAAAGAACUUUAUAGAAGGACAUCUGUGAGCAAGGAAUACAUCAGCACAGAAUUUAAUUGUCGGGGAAUUUCUGUAUCGUCUAUUGUUUUGCUGGUGAUGAUCUAGUUGUUGAUUCGCUCUUCUUGCUUGUUUGUGGACUGAGUCUUAGUCCCCCAAAGGGAGAGAAAGAUUGUCUGGCAAAUUGCUUCCAAUCAAAGAUUUGUAAAUGAUAAACUCAUGUCUGGCAAACUCGGCGCUCUCCAACGGUUUAUAUAUACACAAUUAUACUCACCUUAUAACUUCAUCCGCGAUUAAGGAGCGUCUUUAGGUCCAUACUCUUUCAAAACAGCUGCUGAAAGCUAAUGAAAGCGAGUAAGAUGAAAAGGUUCCCUUUACUUAUCUUAAUGAAAGCUUUUAGGGUUGUACUCUUAAAUAUAAUUAUAGAAUUCGGGAGAUUCAAGACUUUUUUGUGGAGGGGAAUAACGAUGCAUCCAAAAUAGAAAUCCCUUUGUAUUUACAUUCCAUCUGCUUUAGGUAGGGUUAUUUUGAACACCCAGAAAGAUAUCAUGUCACUGUUUUCGAGCUUCUCGAAAUUAAGCUAUUUAUAGGCCAGAACAAGGGUGACAAGGAUAGCUUGUUUUGGUCGAAACAAAAUUUGUGAAUUUGCGCAACAGGACGGCAGAAAGAAGAGGACGGCAAAACGCCUGUGCGUGACAAACGUGACAGGGCUAUAACUUGCUAAUUUUGUCCCAAUCUUGGCUUAACAUCACUGUGUUUUGGCCCUUUGCCAAAAGGUUUGUUCAUAGGAAGAUGAAGUUUGGCGGAAUUUUUUUCAAACAAAUAAAAAAUCGUUGUCACGCUUGUCGCCUAAGGUUUGCCGUCUCCUGCUUGCCUCCGCCGUCCUUUUGCGAAAGUUCACUAUUGAAACUAUUGUACACUUGUCUACCAAUUUCAACCAGUCACAAGCUACAAAGUAAAGGCAAACAGGCGAUAACAUUUUGUUAUGCGAAGGGCCUAACGUCUCGCUGAUUUGUUACAAGCUUGAAAAAAUCUUUUUCUGUAUACUAUAGAGAGACUAAACAUCUAUCACUCCACUCACUUCAUAGAUAUUGACGAAUGUUUAACCAACAAUGGUGGCUGUAGUCAUUACUGCUACAAUAUUCCUGGAUCAUUUUUCUGUGGAUGCCCUGAGCGGACAACUAUGGCAUCCAACAACUUAACUUGUGUUGGUAAGUACGUGUUAUAUAGCUAAAUUUAAACUAGAGAAUUUGCACAAUUACUCUUGCAGUAUGUUUUUUAAAAAAUAGGGAAUAUGUUUUAGACUAAUCCAGGAAUUAACAGACGAGCUUAUGCUUCUUGUUCCUUUAAAUAUUAAGCAAUGAUGAUGUCGAGAGUACCCCUUGGUUGAGCCCUGUUUGAGAUAUGGGCCGGGAUAAACGGCAUUUAUCAGGAAUCGGUUCCUACGUUUAAGUUUUUUCAUUUAGGUGAGUCUCUUUUUACAACGACUAAGAGGCAUCGUUCCUCGCUUUCAUGACCUACGAAUCUACACUGAGUAAUGUCCCGGAUAGCAGGAAAGGCCAUCAUAUUAACCACAGUCACAUUCACUUAUUUAUUUUCAAUGAUAAUAAUUAGUGAAUCCAGAUCUAAUUUGCUGGAUAAAAUGCAACUUAAAUCUACAUAAUAAUUUCAAUUGACAUAACAUUAAUAUAUUUUCCCUAUCAAAACUGCAAUUUUUGAACAGUAAUCUAGUGUCUUAUUAUGUAUUUCAGAACCAGGAGCUACAGUUACGUGCGACGAGAACAACAUGACCGUUUCUUUAGAGAAGCAAUCAUUUCCAUUUUUUGAUGCCAACAACCUUCACUUACGCUAUUCUUCCUGCAGGUACAGCCGGAAUAUGAUGGCUCAAAAAUUUAAAACACUUGCUGUCACCAUAAAUGUGUGAUUUUAGUCUGUUAUAUCACGAGGGCCUUUAUGGAGUUAGCCUUCAAACAUUUUAGUCGUUAGGCGUAAAAAUGCCAAGUUUAAACCGUAGUCGUGAAAAAGGUUAACCGCAAUUUCUUUUUUUUUUUCUUCUUCAAAGGAGUCUGUUAACUGGGAAACCGUAACAAAAAGUAAAGCAAUUAACCCUUACGUAAAAAAAGCCAAAAUGUUAACAGUUGACCGUAAACACCUCCAUCCCAUAACAAGCAAUAAUAAAACGAACUACUUGGAGUCCUUGCCGCGAACUGUAAGAUUGAUCCUCCAGAAAUCCAGGAGUUUCUUAUUGUUUUCUCAAGGAAAUCGAAGCUAAAAGCCCAACAGGCUCAUGCAACAUUUCCUUUGAAUUUUCUUUAUGAAUAAGUGAUGAAUCGAUUUUUUAUUAUGUUUUAGUUGGUCUUAUUUAACUGCAGGGCCACCCAGAAUUCAACCCACGUUUUAAUCAGCACCACUUUGAACGCCUGUGGAACAUUGGUGAAUGAAACAGAGGAUGCAUUAAUCUUCUGGAAUGAAAUCCAAGUAGAUGCAGUAAUUGUUGACAAUGUCAUCACCCGCACACACGAUAUCAAUCUUCGAUUUCACUGCAGCUAUUCCAGAAAAAGGAUACUAAGUAUUCAAUCUCAGCCGCAACAAAUUUUCAUUGGUUCAGAAGGUGCUUUUUUUUCUUUCUUUUAAUUACAUUGCAAAUCAGAUAUUAUAUAUUGCUGACCAACUAUAAUAUGUCGUGUAGGUCUUAGUCAUAAGUCCCGACGAAGUCAAUCGAACGCCGAUCGUUCGACUGACUUCGAUUGGGUUCGGUAAUCGAACAUAGUCGAACUCGCCCAAAACUUUUAAACACUUACAGUGCACAUCUUAAUAAGGUUAACUUAAGGCAGGUCCAAGGCAAGUAUAAUGCAUGAAAUUUCUUGUUUCUUUUCAUAUAUUUCAGCAGUUAGUUCAUCCGAGUUCACGCACUCGAGCGUCUUGUUGUUAUUAAUCUUCCAGCUUCAGGAUCGGCUGUUCAAAUGGCUAAGAAAGUCCGUUUUAAAUUUUGCUUCCGCAGAGAUUGGAUGAGAAUUUUUGACUGUAGAGAACACAGCCUAUCAAUUUAUUUGAAAUAAAGACCAAUGCAGCCCAGUUAGCCCCUAUAUGGCGUCUGGUUUUAUUUGCCUUGGAUUGAUUUUGAAAUCACGGUAUGAUCUGCUUGUCUGAUUGGAUCACCAGACGUAGACGUAUAUUUUGGACAAUAAAAACGACCAAACCCUGUACUCACCACUGCACAAAUACAAGAACACCACAGGAAGUUUUUAAGAUAGUUUACCCUGCAGUCGACCCAUUUGCUUUCGCGAAAAGAGCAGCAAUUGAGCAGUAAAUCGUUGCCAACCUCUAUGUGUAAAACCUUAUAGAGGAGGCUUUCCAUUCCCCAUCCAUUCCCACAUAUAAACACUUUUUUUUUUCCGUAGCUGGAUAUGGGAACUUCACUUUCAGAAUGGACUUUUACAGGACUGCUGCGUUUGCCACACCUUACACUGAAAACGACUACCCAAUAUCUGUCCCUUUAAACGAGUUCCUUUAUGUGAAGUACAGUGUGGAGUCUAGUGCUGACCUAGUGAUAAUGGCUGAAAACUGUAGGACCACCAAAACUGCAUAUUUCUACUCAUUGCCUCAAUAUAACCUAAUACAGAAUGGGUAAGUGUAAAAUAUGUUUGAGUACGGGAAAAAGUAAAACGUUUGAUCGAAUAAGUUUAUAUCAGCAUGUCUCUUCACAACUCGAUCCGAUCCUUCGCAUGGUUAAAGACUUUCGUUAUCGACCAUCGGGGCCAAGUGGUGGCUCUUAUCUACAAAAUUAUCUUUAUGAGCUCGUGCAAAUUUUUCCCAGAGCUAAAAAAAGGUCAAAAAGUUCAUGCAAGGAGUUAAUAUGCCAAUCAUACAAUGUUAUAUACCAUUAAUUAACAGUUCAAAGUUCAAGUUUACAAAAAUUAAAUUCGUCAUCAGAAAAGGGGUUCCAUGCUUCUCUUGGUUUCAAUGUAUACUGCAUGGUUGUUUGAUUUAGAUCAGUCAUGCAAAACCGGUCUUGCGUGCAUAAAAGGAUAACUAGUCAACAAGAAAAAAAAAACCCUUUCAGUUAUAAGUCUUAGAGGGGAUUUUAUGGACUUUAAAACCGACGUUAGAAUUGUGGGUACAGUGAAAGUCUUUAGUUGAGGGGAGGAGGAAAGAGGGGGAUAUAUAACUGAAUAUAGCGCUGAAAUAGGCUAACUAUAACAUCUGACGAGCUAUAAGGCACAGCGACAUCCAUAGUAAUUAAACUAAAAUACAUUUUUUUGUUUUAUAUUACACCACUAGUUGCGGGCGAGAUACAACUAUGGAGUACACGUAUAAUCCCUCAGGGAGCUCUCAGCAGUUUAAAAUUAGAUCGUUCAGGUUCUUUAACGACUAUGACGUUGUUUACUUCCACUGCGAGUUGUUUGCUUGUUACAGAUACAGUUUUAAUUCAAGGUAUGUCUAGAUAGCAGACCCUCUGUGCUACAAGCCAGGGGUACUCCUAUAGAUCGUUUUCACUGUCACGCAACAAAAAAUUAAAUUGGAAACCGUCCAGUGAAAGAAGCCAAGAAAAUGAAAUGUUGUAAAAGACUAAUAUUAUUAUAUAAACAAUUUGUCCGAGUCUCAGGUCUUUGUGGCCCAUAGUUUCUGAGUUAUUUGCCGAAACGUUUCACGCACCUUUGUAGAGCUUUGUAUGGAGACGCCAUAUUGGUGCACCAAAACGGUGCAGCAAUGGCCGCAAGAAAUCAACAAAAACAUCUGGAGUUCACUUUUUCUAUAAAAGCUCUUUCUUUUCACUCGAGAACUAGCAUACGUACGCAUAAACAUAUCUUCUAAUACUUCAAGUGGUUAUACUGCUGAAAAUCAAGAGGAGAGACUUUUUUUCAACGAGACAGCAUUCCUAUUUUGGUGUGACGCAUUGUGAAAACUCGGAAGUUCAAAUUGCUGUAUUUUCGAAACGAAACACGCUACUGAAAUAAAAACUUGUACAAAGAUUUACUUUUUGUUUAUCUUCAACCUAGUGUAAAUAAGAAUUCUUAAAACCUCGGUAUUUUGACUUUACAAUUUGAUGACGUCACAGUGAAAACCAUCUAUACAAGGGAUGUUAGACGGAACAACAGAAUUAAACCCCUAAUUGAGACCGAUCUGGGUGUGGCUCCAAAGCAUGACCCCGUUUCCUUUCUUUUUGUUUAUAUUUCUUUUCGCUUAACCUUACGUCAUAUCUUUAUAGGGAAAAUUAUUGGCUUUCUACCCUGAGCAUUUUAAAUUAUGAUAUCAUAAUAUGCAAUUUCUAUCCCAAUGUGAGACGACGAGCGCAUCGGCUUACUUUUAAAGGGGGCUUUACCGACCCCGGGGUGGGAACAAGGCGCAGUUCUACUUGAACCGCAUACGACAUUAUUACACACUAAGUUCAUUCUUUCCCUGUUUUGCCAUUUUCUGGUAGUAUCACAAGCAUGAUACACAGGCAACUUCAUUUUCCCUGCAUUGGUCGUUCAUUACCUAUAAGUAAGUAAAGCGAAGUAACAUAGCUUGAAAAGACUGGAUCUCCCCUAUGUUUUCCUCCAUUCAUCGCUGUGCGCGAAAUUUGCACGUUAACGAGGCCAAACAAAAGCACAUUAUGACGAUCUGUAAGCCGAAAAUUUUGUUUAAAGAUGCAGCAGGGGUUGUUUAAGCAGUAAAAGAAGAAAGAGACGAGACGCAAUUGACGAAAUAGAACAUGAAGAAAGCACAAGCAAACAUAUUCUCUCCAGCGGCCCAAUAAUGAUCACGGAGACGGAGACGGAAAAACGUGACGAAGGAGGUACGUAUAGAGUCUUCAUAAUAAUGUUCACAAUAAAACUGUGAAAGGUUUGAACCCAGGAGUCAAUUCACAAGUAGGUUGAAUAUGAUCAUCCGGGUGAACGUAGUCCUGAAAAUUCAAUAGGAUGGGUGUAUUGUUAUUGUUACUACCGCACAGGUUGUCGAAACGUCAGUCCUACGUUCACCGGAAGAUCAUACUCAAUCUACUUAUGAUAUGUUCACAAUAAUUUGUAAGUGAAGGAGGGAAGGUCGCCAACCAAUUCCACUGAAUUCCAAGUUGCAGCGGUUAGUGUCCUGGCUCUGAGUGUUUAUGCAAAGAGAAGCAUUUUUCUUCCUCGUGCUCUAACAUAAAACCCUCGCGCAUUCGGCGUGCGAAUCGUUUUGAUGGUAAAACAGUUAAAGCUAAUCAGAAACCAAAGUAUUCUUCACUUAAAAACUCAUCUUCACGAAAAUCACUCGAUAAGAUUGAAUAAAAUGUUUGUAGCGUUUAUGAAUAUUAUCAUCAGAAGCGGUAUUGUAGUUGUUUUCAAGAGACGGAUUAGAUCGCUGUUUCGGUUUGGCCGUUAAAUAUGUAGUUAUAGCGUUCUUAAAGAAAGUAUCGCUCUUAAUUUUGCCUUAUACUUUGCUAAAAUCAAUAUCUUAAAUGAAGAAUGUAAGUGAGAGUGCUUUCUCGUCGAAUUUGCCCGUAAAUUUUAAGGUUUAUAAUAUUAUCCAAAACGCAUGACAAAAUGUAAACAAACUAUUACCACCGUUUUCGUUGAUACGCGACUUUCGAAAACAAAACACCCGCGGAAACGUUUCCAAAAUUUCCGUCAAUCAUGCGUGUUAUCGAGGUCAGAAGGUCACACUAGUGGCUGUGAUUGGUGGAUUUCGAUCCGAUCUGUCGAUAACAUGCAUAAUUGACGGAAAUUUUGGAAACGUUUCCGCGGGUGUCUUGUUUUCGAAAGUCGCGUAUCAACGAAAACGGUGGUAACGCAUCGGUUGCGCUCAUAUUACAUCGAUCGAUUCGAACACCAAGAAGUUUGUAAAAGGUAGAAAUUCUUUUUAAGUCAGUGCAUUGAAUUAUUUACGGCAAAAUCAACAACAAUCAUCGAGGAUUUUUCAAUUUUGAAGCGUUUAACAGCAAAAAGUCACAUGCUAAUUCGGAGUAAAUUUAGACAGUUUUUAAACAGACUGAGCUAUUGUUAGUGGCGUGAAGUUCUAUUCUUCAUCGAAGAAUAGGCAAAUGUUGCAGAUGUCUGAGCAGGAACAAUAACCAGGAAAGGGAUAUACCCAGGGGAUUUCUUGAUUGACACUAAAUUAACCUCAUUUUUCACUUAUUUGCAUUUUCACGAUCGACGUUUUUGAAUGGGCGCGUUUCUGUAAUGAGAAGCGAGGCUGGAAGUGACCUUGUUUUGUUACAAACCUUGACCUGCUGUGUGCAAAUCUCAUAUCGUAGCUUAUCGUGUUAUUCUCAUCCUCCGAACAAGCCCGUGAAAGCAGGAAGGUUUGUAACAAUUCAAGGUCACCUUUAAUUAGCCUCGCUUCUUUUCACAGGCCAUGGCACAGAGCACACAACUGUAAGCUUCAUUGAAGGUCUAAGGCCGGUUGGUUAUAAUUAUGUCGGCUUCUGUAUAGAGCCAGGAUCAACCAAUCCCCAAGGUUUAACACUACCCUAAGAUCAAAAUUCGAAUUCUCAUUUGUUGCCCCUAUUCAUUUCCUACAGAAGUGGUGGGGAGAAGUUAAUAAAAUAUCAAGCAAAUUCAUCUUGUGUGAUCAUGUCCGUUAUUCUCAUGACCACUCUGUUAUACAAAGCAUUGAUAUUACAAGGAGAAAUUUUGAUGCUGAUCACUCUUAGGGCUUAGCGUUUGUGGAUUAUUGCACUAAUUGUUUUAGCGGCCACAUAGCUGGACUUCUUCAAGAUAAAAGACUACGAUCUUUUUCCCUAAUUGUACUUGUUGGAGUUCGAUAGAGUCUAAAGGCAAAUAAGGUUGAUAGCUUUACGUUUUCCCAUGUGAAAUAACCGUUUUAGAUCUAGUAGAGAAUUAUAAUUAUGGCAUGGGCUUUACUUAAUACAAGAGCAAGCUUUAAUUCUAACUUAAAAAGUCCUUCAAUGAUAGCUUUUCCUUCAUUAUUUACGGUUUUAAGACUUAUCUAAUCAUCAAGAUUUAAUUUUUUCUCCGUGGACAGAUACCGAAAAAAGCCAAAAACCUGCUUUGAUCAUUGGUGCAGGAGCCGCUGGAGGAUUUGCUCUGAUUGUUAUCAUAGCCCUGGCUGUUUUAGCCGUUAAGUACCGCCUUGCCCGAAGAUUAAUGAACAGAAACAAGGUCGGAGACUUGUACACUACCCAAGAUGAACAGAUGAGUCGACGAAAUGCCUACAUCCAAGAGGACGACAUGAUCGAAAGGGAAGACUCCUUUUAAAAUGAAUCCUUACGUUGAACACUUAUCUCGUAUCCAGAUCCCUUCAAGCGAUCUGGGUGUCAGUCGCUGAAAACGCACUAGUACUUUUAUAACUUUUUUAAGUGUCUUCUUGAACAAUUAGUGAUGUAAUAGUCGAUGAAACUAAUUUUUUUAUUGUUUUCACUUAAUAUGUCGAACGCUAGCGCCUAUUCACGCUACUUUCCUAAGUACGGUACAGUCAUUUUAUUAACCUUCUUCAGAAGGGAACAGACCUAAAACGCUGACAUAUUCAUACAAGAUAGGCAGAAGUUGUGAGAAGUUCUCUAGCUAUGUGAGUCAAACCAAUAGAAUCGUCCUUGAUAAGCGGCUGUCUGUACCACAGCUCUACAUAUAUCCUAAUGUCGAGCUUCCACUGUGCUAGAGCGAUUUUCGACCUUGAAAUGAAAAUGUGCGAACAAAACAGAAACAACAAACAAACGGAAAUAGAGCGAUUUGUUUGGUUUAUUGAACGGAUACAAACACUCGGAUGAAAAAACUUCAUGCCCGAGAACUUUCUAGAAAUCAAUCGAUACUUCACUUUGACGUCAUACUGCAACACAAUUGGCCAAUCGAACAAUGCCUUCUCCUUAUUAGGGUUUUCUUUGGCGGGAAAACGAAGAGUCCAUGUUUCGAUCUUUUUAUCAGUUCGCUGAUAAAACAAAUAACGAACCCUUAUUGAAACUAUUUUUCAAAAUCAUACGAAAAUCGCUCUAACUGUGUUCACAUUCAUAGUGCUGUAGGUUCUAUGAUAAAGGAAGGUUGCCGGUGACGAAUCCGGAAGCCGAGCUCGUUAAGCGUCUUGAAAGUUGUCGAAGCUUCUUUCAUCUUGCAGGUUACGUCAAAGUCCUUAGAGAAGCACAAUUCACUGAAAAUAUGUAUUUUAAGUUUUUAUAUGUUUCAUCAAGCACUUUAAAAUCUUAACUCACUCACUGAAUGCGUGGAUCGCGGCUGGCUAGGCAAUACUAAUUUUUGCAACAUUAAUUAGAAUCUGAAUAACGCAGUAGAAUGUCAAAAUUAAAGCAGCAACUCCUGAGCAGUUUAACCAUUUAGCUUGCCAGAUCGCAACAGUUACAGUCACUAAACGAUACGAAAACGUUUUCGGUCAAGGUGAAUGCUGCCUGCUUCUCCAGUAUAGCUUUAAGUGUCAAGUUUAUUUUCGUUACGCAUUAGGCUUAAGUCGUGGCACUUUAUUUUGUUUAUUGUUGUCAUGGUGAUAUCCAUUUUACUAAAAACUGCAUUUUAGUUUGACAAACUUCAAUUCAUGGUCCGUCAGUAGUGAAAAUCUUAUGGCGAACAGACAAGGAAAAAAUUAUGUUUAAGGUGAUUGAAAAAUAAGGGUAUGGCCGCAGAACUACUGUAUGGAAACACCUUAAAAGGCAUCGCAACAUUACUUUAUUAACAUUUAAACGUUUGCAUUAACGUUUAUAUUAAUUACGUGUGAACUGCACAUGAUUAUGGUACAAUAGUUUUUAACUGGACGCCUGUGUUUACACUGUUUGAUCGAUGCUGUAAUUUUCAGUGCU